AGGAGGGAUGGCGCGGGGAGGCGGCCGCUGUUUAUGUGCAGCCGGGCAGGCUGCGCCUCGGCAGAGAGCGAGUGGCCGGCGGCGGUCCCGCUGCCCGCCCCGCACCAUGCGGGUCCCGCUGCAUCUCCGCGUCGCGGCGGCAGCGGAGCCGGGGCAGGGGCAGCCAGCGCGGCGCCCCGCGCCAUGGUGACGGGCUCUGCGCUGGGAUCCCGCAGCCGGGACCGAGCCGCGCCGCCCCGCUACUCGUCCCCUUCGGCGGGCGGGCGGCACGGCGGGGCGGCGGCGGCGGCGGUGCUGGCGGGGCUGUGCGCCCUCUGCUACGGCAACUCCCUGCGGGGCGAGUUCGUGCACGACGACGUCUGGGCCAUCGUGAACAACCCCGACGUGCGGGCGGCCACCCCGGUGGCUGCCGCCUUCGCCAACGACUUCUGGGGCAAGCGGAUGGCCGAGAACACCAGCCACAAGUCCUACCGGCCCCUCUGCGUCCUCACCUUCAAGUUAAACAUAUUGCUGGCUGGUAUGAACCCCUUCUAUUUCCAUGCAGUGAAUGUAAUUUUACACUGUCUAGUGACUCUUGUGCUGAUGUACACUUGUGACAAAGCUGUGUUCAAGGACUGUCGACUUGCUUUUGUCACGGCGCUGUUCUUUGCUGUGCAUCCCAUUCACACCGAGGCUGUAACAGGUAUAGUAGGCAGAGCCGAUGUCCUAGCCUGCCUACUCUUUCUGUUGGCUUUUCUCUCCUAUAAUAGGAGUGUGGAUCAGCUUUAUGUUGGGGAACAUUUCCCUCCCACUGCCUCCCCAUUCUUUUUGCUGCUUAGUUUACUCCUUGGGACAUGUGCAAUGCUGGUGAAAGAAACUGGAGUCACUGUGUUUGGUGUGUGCUUGGUUUAUGACUUCUUUUCCCUCUCCUGCAAUGGACUCAAACUGAGAAAUGGGGGGAUCCACCACAGACCUGCGCAGCAAUCCUCAGCUUCUCCCUCUGCCUCACUGCCGGUCCCUCCUUCUGGUCGGGAGAAUGGGAAGCAUCGCUUUGCUCACCGGGGCACCUGGAGCUCCUGCCACCCUGCAUCACCCGAGGAGCAGCGGAGCGGUGGCCUUUCUGUGCCCAGCAAAGCCAUGUGGGCCAUUCGGAGCUACCUGACUGCAAAUAACAACCAGAAUUUCUUGUAUACCGCUCGGCCUUUUCUGAAGAGAGCUGUUUUGGUGAUAAGCUAUGUAAUUCUCGUGUUGUACUUCCGCCUCUGGAUAAUGGGAGGUUCCAUGCCGAUGUUUUCAGAGCAGGACAAUCCAGCUUCAUUCUCACCGUAUUUCCUGACGAGGUUUCUGACUUACUCCUACCUUCUGGCCUUCAAUGCGUGGCUUCUGCUGGCACCCAUCACCCUCUGCUAUGACUGGCAGGUCGGCAGCAUCCCUUUGAUCGAGUCAAUCUGGGAUGCAAGGAACUUAGCCACCGUGUUCCUGGUACUGGUGAUGACCUUACUCAGCCUACAUUGCAUAGCUGCAUUCAAGAAACUGGAACACAAAGAAGUUUUGGUUGGCUUGUUGUUCCUGGUUUUCCCAUUCAUCCCAGCCAGCAACCUCUUCUUCAGGGUGGGAUUUGUGGUGGCAGAGCGAGUCCUUUACAUGCCGAGUAUGGGGUACUGCAUCCUUUUUGUCCACGGUCUAAGAAAGCUGUCUACAUGGUUAAAUAAAUGGAGAAUUACUGUUCUGACCCUUUUUGCUCUACUGCUGCUGCUCUUCUCUUGGAAGACCGUGAAACAGAACGAAAUCUGGCUGUCACGAGAAUCCCUUUUCAGCUCAGGAGUGAAGACCCUGCCCCACAAUGCCAAGGUGCACUACAACUACGCCAAUUUCCUCAAAGACCAGGGCCGUAACAUUGAGGCGAUCUACCAUUACAAAACUGCUCUCAAACUGUACCCUCGUCACGCAAGUGCUCUCAACAACUUGGGGACGUUGACCAAAGAUGUGGUGGAGGCAAAAGAGUACUAUAGACGGGCCCUUCAGUUAAACCCUCAGCACAAUCGAGCUCUCUUUAAUCUCGGCAACCUGCUCAAGUCCCAAGGGAAGAAGGAGGAAGCUGUGAUCUUACUGCGGGACUCCAUUAAGUAUGGCCCAGAGUUUGCGGAUGCUUACUCCAGCCUGGCCUCACUGCUAGCCGAACAGGAACGGCUUAAGGAAGCAGAAGAGGUCUAUAAAGCUGGAAUAGAAAAUUGCCCAGAGAGCUCUGAUCUGCAUAACAACUAUGGUGUUUUCUUGGUUGAUACCGGGGCUCCUGAGCGAGCUGUGUCCCACUACAAGCAGGCCAUCCACCUGAGCCCCACUCACCACGUAGCCAUGGUCAACCUGGGCAGGCUUCACCGCUCCCUGGGGCAGAACAAAGAGGCUGAAGUGUGGUAUAAGAGGGCACUGAAGGUAUCCCGGAAGGCUGAAAUCCUGUCCCCGCUGGGGGCUCUGUAUUACAACACGGGGCGGUAUGAAGAAGCGUUGCAGGUUUACAGAGAAGCAGGAUCACUGCAGCCUUCAAACAAAGAGAUCCGACUGGCACUGGCUCAGGUUUUAGCAAUGAUGGGGCGGACGAAGGAAGCUGAAAAGAUGACAAACCAUAUACUCAAUGAGGAUGUGAAGUGUCUGGAGUGCUACCGCCUUCUCUCGGCCAUCUACAGCAAGCAGGAGCACUAUACUAAGGCACUUGAAGCUAUAGAAAAAGCUCUUCAGCUAAAACCAAAGGAUCCAAAAGUCAUAUCAGAGCUCUUUUUCACUAAAGGAAACCAGCUAAGAGAACAGAAUCUCCUUGACAAGGCUUUUGAGAGCUAUAAACAGGCUGUGGAGCUCAACCCGGACCAAGCACAGGCCUGGAUGAAUAUGGGAGGCAUUGAGCACAUCAAGGGGAGCUACAUCACUGCCCGUGGCUACUAUGAGAAAGCCUUACAACUCGUUCCAAACAGCAAGUUGCUGAAGGAGAACCUGGCCAAACUGGAUCGCUUGGAGAAACGGUUUCAGGAAAUCCAGGAGAAAGACCAAACAUAGCAUUCAGUCAUCAGUGGAAUGAAACUCAUGUCCCUUGGAGAAGACUAUGGUGGAAGCCUAUUCUUGAAGUGAUGCUGAAGGAACUUUGAUAGGACUCAGACUUACGGAAGGCAGAUUAUGAAUGCAUGCUUAUGUUUGACCAAAGUUACAGGAGACAUUUGGCUCCUGUGGGACAUGCUGGAGAAUGAAUGAAAACCUUCCUUUAAUCAA
Molecule: messenger RNA, 3237 nt
Organism: Neopsephotus bourkii (Bourke's parrot)
Lineage: Eukaryota; Metazoa; Chordata; Aves; Psittaciformes; Psittacidae
Gene: TMTC1
Product: transmembrane O-mannosyltransferase targeting cadherins 1
Exons: 20
Coding region: 34-3027 (997 amino acids)
Biological process (GO): protein O-linked glycosylation via mannose
Molecular function (GO): protein binding; mannosyltransferase activity
Source: RefSeq, a predicted model, not a curated record